AUGCCACCGCGGCCCCCGCCUCGGCCGCAGAAUCUGAGCCUGAGUAUAACCAACCCGCUCGUCCUGUACCGGGCGCUCGUGGCGACCAAGAAAAUCAGGCCGGACCCGGCGCAGCACAGGCUAGCCCUACAGCUGCAGAAGCUCUACUUUCGGCUCAAAGACUACUCUCCCGAGGUCGAGUACAGGUAUCGCCUGGAGAAGAUCGGGCGAAGCGUGGGACGAUCACGGAGGUCGACGACGGCAGCAGCAGCAGCCGAUAAUCCUUCAACCUCGUCGUCGUCGUCGUGGAGCGACAUCACGAAAGAAAGUCCCACCCGCGACGGCGGCGCCCGGGAGAGCUCCUCCCCGAUCACUCAGCAUGGACGGACCGCCGCCGCCGCCGCCUCCGCCGCGAAACGGGGGAAAGGCGUCUGGUUGUCGAGUCUGGCGGUGCUCUCGGCUCGUCUUGACCCUUCGAGUCUCGCCCUGACGACGACGACGCCGCUCCACGCGUCGGCGUUGCAGAUCGACUCGCCGCUCGGGUUGCUCUUGUACGGCGAGGUCGGCCGUGGCAAGUCCAUGCUUCUCGACCUCCUUUACGACAGCCUGCCGUCGCGCAAGAAGCGGCGAUGGCACUUCAACACCUUCAUGCUGGACGUGUAUCGGCGCAUCGAGCUUGAGAGGAUGGAGCGUCUGGCGUCGUCGUCGCCGGCGACUGCUGAGCCUGGGGGAGGGAGAAGACGGAGUCUGUUCGGUAGUGGUGGCGGCGUGUCGGAGCACGAACAUGUCGUCCUGACUUUGGCGAGGGACACGAUUUGCGACAGCCCGAUCCUGUUCCUGGACGAGUUCCAGAUGCCCGACCGGACGGCGAGUAAGCUUGUCGGGUCGUUCUUCACGAGUUUCUUCCACCUUGGAGGCGUGCUCGUGGCGAGCAGCAAUCGUAUGCCCGAGGAGCUGAGCAAGGCUGCGGGGAUCGAGUUCGCGGCGUUGCGGAGAGGUGCGGCCGGACCGGCACGAGGAGGCUUCUGGGGUCUGGGAUGGGGAAUGAGUCGCGAGAGCGAAGGCGAGAGAAGCGCAAAGACAGAUUUUGGGUUGUUUCUGGAUGUCCUCAGGGCGAGGUGCGAGGUUUGGGAAAUGGAAGGGGAAAGGGAUUGGAGGAGAGAGGUCGAGGACGAUGUUGGAGAUGAAGGUCUGGCGGCGACUAUCAUUAACCCGAGCGACGCCACAGAGUCAGAACUAGCAAAUGUCAAUGCGAACGGAAGACGCAGAAGCGGUGGUGGUAUCGCUGACAGUGAUGACGCCCACGUCGAUGGUAUCCCGACGACGGGCGAAGCGAGUCUUGUCGCAGCACGCUCGACGACAGACAUGGUGGCCGAAACGAUGCUGUCCUCGGACUCGCCACCCCAUUACCACGUAACGAUUCCGUCGGCACCCUCGUCGUCUUUCGAGACGGACCUACGUUGUCUGAACCCGCGCGACGAAUGGACACCCACCACCCUCACAAUCUACGCGCGGCAAAUCCACCUCCCACACACGUACCGGGGAAUUCUCAAGUCGUCCUUCUCUGCCCUCUGUGCCACGUACCUCGGUCCGGCAGACUAUGUGUCGCUAUGCUCGACCUUUCACACGCUGGUGCUCACGGAUGUACCCGUACUGACGUUGACGCAGAAGAACGAAGCGCGACGUUUCAUCACGCUCCUUGACGCGUUGUACGAAGCGAAAUGCCGAGUGCUCAUAGAGGCAGAAGCACCGCCUGACAAGCUGUUCUUUCCUGAGAUGAGGGGAGCGCGAAAGGCCGGCAUCCAUGAUGAUAACCGCGAGGGUGGUAGGAGUGACCACAACGACGACGAGACCGACAGCAUAACGUCCGAGGCAUUUUCCGAAAUCUAUCAGGACUCGACGGCGCCGUUUCGCCCAAACGUGUCGAUUUACAAUGAAGGAAACACGAGGAGCUCCGAGCCGGAGGUGGCGUUCACAGCUAGUCUGAGAGACGUAUCGAGACGGAGCGUGCUCGCGGACGAGGAUGCGGAUUUCGGGCCAACCUACGGAAACGGGCGAGGGAGAGGCGUGGGUCGCGCUGAUGGACCGGAGGAGGCAAUGUUGAGGCAACAGCAAGCGUCCGGUCCAGACUUUACGACGGCCAGCGCCUUGACCGGCGAGGACGAGCGGUUCGCGUACAAACGAGCGCGCAGUCGUCUCUGGGAGAUGUGCGGUCGACGAUGGUGGGACCAAAGGGUCGCCGUGCCAGGUGAGGACGGAGAUGUGGCUGAUUGGUGGAGACCGAUAGGGCGGGAAGGGAGGACGUGGGAACGGUUCCGAGACGUGGAAGAAUUUAUGAGAGACCACCAGCAGCAGCAGCAGCAGGAGGAGGAGGCGGAGGGGCAGACGAGAUCUCGUGAAGGGCGAGACGCCGACUUGGAUGUAAAGACAGAUGCACUGUUCAGACAUGGUGCAUCACCUUUUCGGACUUCGACUUCCCCUCCGCCGAAAUUCGGAUGGCAACAUGCCUGGGGCAUGAUGAAAUGGGGAAAGAAGGCUGGAGACUGGGGACAUGGCGUCGAUGGGUUAACGAGGGACGGUGGUGGUGGUGGUGGUGGUGGUGGUGGUGGUGGUGGUGAAGAAAGGGACCAAGAAGAGAGAAGAAAGAAGCAAUGA
This is a messenger RNA of Exophiala spinifera, 2634 nucleotides long. RefSeq lists its product as uncharacterized. Bases 1 to 2634 code for a protein of 877 amino acids. Gene Ontology annotation, cellular component: mitochondrion; cytoplasm. Lineage: Eukaryota; Fungi; Ascomycota; Eurotiomycetes; Chaetothyriales; Herpotrichiellaceae. The transcript has a single exon. Gene Ontology annotation, molecular function: ATP binding; ATP hydrolysis activity. The record is from RefSeq and is a predicted model, not a curated record.